Messenger RNA from Oncorhynchus gorbuscha (pink salmon), 1786 nucleotides. Its product is annotated as synaptotagmin-2-like. The record is from RefSeq and is a predicted model, not a curated record. Gene Ontology annotation, cellular component: axon; dense core granule; synaptic vesicle membrane. The coding region runs from base 163 to 1398 and encodes 411 amino acids. Gene Ontology annotation, molecular function: calcium-dependent phospholipid binding; calcium ion binding; syntaxin binding. Gene Ontology annotation, biological process: cellular response to calcium ion; calcium ion-regulated exocytosis of neurotransmitter; synaptic vesicle endocytosis. NCBI's taxonomy places the organism in Eukaryota, Metazoa, Chordata, Actinopteri, Salmoniformes, Salmonidae. The transcript has 10 exons.
UGGAGUAAAGGUGGUCCAGACUUUUUUACCUCUUGUUGCACAUGUGACAUGCUGGUAGAAAUCAGGUAAAAAUGGAUUUAAGUUUGCCUGCAUUAAAGUCCCUGGUCACCAGGAACGCCACUUCUGGAUGAACAUUUCAGUGGGUGGUUCAGCUGAGCUGCGAUGCAAUUGGCCAGUGUGCAAGUGCGGCCCCGUCGGGCGGCUGAGGAGAGAGAAGAGCCGCCCCCAGGCCCCGCCCCUCCCUCCACUCAUCACUCUGACCACCAGUUCAAGAAUAUGAAGAGCAAGUUCUUCAACGAACUCAACCACAUGCCAAAUCAUAAACUCAAAAUGCCCAUGUGGGCAAUAGGAGCGAUAGUGUUGGUGGUGCUGGCUCUGGUGGCCUGUCUAGGUUUCUGUAUCUGGAAGAAGUGCAUCAACAAGGGCAAGAAGCCCAAGAAAGCACGCGAGAGGAAAGGAGGCCGAGGCAGAAGAAAGAAGGAGGGAGCCGGAGAAGGAGAGGAGGGCAAGGAAGGAGAAGGUAAGGAAGGAGAGGAGGAGGAAAAAGAGAAUUUCGGAAAACUGGAGUUCACCCUGGACUACAACUUCACUGACAACCAGCUGAUUGUGGGUAUCCUGCAGGCGGAAAACCUGCCAGCCAUGGACAUGGGCGGCACCUCAGACCCCUAUGUCAAGGUCUACAUGCUGCCAGACAAGAAGAAGAAGUUUGAGACCAAAGUCCAGCGCAAGAAUCUCUGCCCAGUGUUCAAUGAAACCUUCAUCUUCAAGAUCCCCUACCAGGAGCUGGGCGGUCAGACUCUGGUCCUACAGGUCUUUGACUUUGAUCGCUUUGGUAAACACGACGUGAUUGGACAGAUCUCCAUCCCCAUGAACAGUGUGGACCUGGCUCAGCCACUCCACGAAUGGAGGGAUCUGGUUGGAGGAGAGAAAGAGGAGGUAGAGAAGCUAGGGGACAUCUGUAUCUCUCUGCGCUACGUCCCCACGGCCGGUAAAUUGACCAUCAACAUCAUGGAGGCCAAGCACCUGAAGGCGAUGGACUGCGGAGGCUUGUCAGAUCCCUUCGUUAAAGUGGUGCUGCAGCACCAAGGCAAGCGGCUGAAGAAGAAGAAGACAACAGUCAAACAGAACACUCUGAACCCCUACUUCAACGAAAGCUUCAGCUUCGAGAUUCCAUUUGGCCAAAUACAGAAAGUCCAAGUGUUGAUCACAGUGUACGAUUACGACAAGCUGGGCAGCAACGACGCCAUCGGGAAGGUUUGGAUCGGCUUCGGUGCCUCAGGGGUGGGCCUUCGCCAUUGGUCAGACAUGCUGGCCAAUCCAAGACGUCCCGUAGCCCAGUGGCACGCCCUGUGUCCUGAGGAGGAGGUGGACGAGGCCCUGAAGAAACCCAUCCGCUAAACGUACACUGACACGUCACUGAACAUUCUUGUACAUGUUAAAACAAACAACAUAAGACACAACAACCCACCUGACAUUUCUGAUAAUUUUUUUCUGGUACUCUCUCCUUCCUUAUUAUUCUCCAUAGAAAAUCAAAAGAAUACUUAUUUUGCAUAUGAACUAAUUGUACUGUUUGUUUUUACUUUUGUGUCCCUUCUGACCAUUUUGAUGUUAAGUUAUGAGUAUGGCUGACUGUUUUGUGCUUUUGUGUAUGACUGUGUGCACGUGUUUCUGUGUGCGUGUGUUCGUAUUAAACCAUAGUUCAUGAAAGCUUUCUCUUAUUUAUCUCCUGAAUGUAACGUGAGCGGUUGUAAAUUACUAAAUAAAUAAUUCCCCAAAUUACCCAAUG